This is a messenger RNA of Gongylonema pulchrum, 264 nucleotides long. Lineage: Eukaryota; Metazoa; Nematoda; Chromadorea; Rhabditida; Gongylonematidae. The record is from the annotation of a GenBank genome assembly.
AUGGCAUCAGCGAUAUCUAUUCAGAAUCCGUUGCUAUGUUCGCCUUAUCCACACGGAACACUGUUUGAGGCACGUCGUUAUAGUGAACCCACUACGCUACCUCAUCAUUUUGGCACUGGACGAAGAAAGAGUCGUGAGGGUUUGUUAUCAGUUUCAUCCUGGAGCGCAAGCUCCAUUAUGAGGCUAAAACUCAGUUCGCCGUCUUCCCAUUUCGUAAAGGAACACAUGCAUUCAUUCAUAGUUGUCCCCUUUGUCCAUCGGUAG